Messenger RNA from Phycomyces blakesleeanus NRRL 1555(-), 177 nucleotides. Its product is annotated as C2H2-type zinc finger transcription factor. Lineage: Eukaryota; Fungi; Mucoromycota; Mucoromycetes; Mucorales; Phycomycetaceae. Gene Ontology annotation, cellular component: cytoplasm; nucleus. The record is from RefSeq and is a predicted model, not a curated record. The annotation marks the transcript as partial. Gene Ontology annotation, molecular function: RNA polymerase II cis-regulatory region sequence-specific DNA binding. The transcript has a single exon.
AGACCCUACAAAUGCGACUUUUGCCACAAAUCAUUCUACCGUCUUGAGCACAAAGUACGCCAUGUACGCACCCACACAGGCGAAAAACCUCAUGCAUGUUCCUAUGGACAAUGCGACAAACGAUUCGCACGCUCAGACGAACUCAGUCGGCACGUUCGUGUCCACACUGCCCCCUCU